UACCAUUGCAUGAAACCAAAACAAAACUAUCCACAAACUUCACUUGAUAAGGUGUUCGAAGAAAGUGAUGAUGAUUGGGUGGGCCUGAAUGAAAAGUAUACUCAUAUUUAUAAGUUAACUCCUUAUUUAUUGAAAUGGAAAGCUCCAGACGUACCGAUUUCCGAGACUUUUGAGCAAAUUUCUGAUUACUUUUAUGAUGAACACGCGGAUGAAUCUGAUGAGGAGUGGGUAUCUAAAAAUUUUCCUGAGAAAAACAAACAUUCCGCUCAAGCUUUAUGUUGUGCUGGAUGUUUUAUAACUAUUGCUUACCAUAGCCAAAUUGUUUUUCGUCAUAAAAUGUCAAUGUAUUUCACAUCAGAGCAUCUUGUUAAUUGUCAUAUUAAAGUACAAGAUGUUUUAUCUUGUUCUAGUGAAUCCAAACGUUUAAAGUGUUCGAUUAAAAGAGUUGAUGCCUUACCUAUGGAUUUAACAGACAAGCAAAGCGAGAAAUGUCCUUUAAGCAAUCCACUAGUUCUCUGUAAUAAUUGUGAGUGCAUCAUAGGAUUUUAUGAUACCGUCAAAAAACUUUAUACUUUACAGCAAGCUAUUCUUUCUCCUGACUAGUUAAAUAAUGACGCAAAAUAAAACAUAGCAAAAAUAAAACAAACGUAUACAU
This is a messenger RNA of Hylaeus volcanicus, 655 nucleotides long. RefSeq lists its product as uncharacterized. Lineage: Eukaryota; Metazoa; Arthropoda; Insecta; Hymenoptera; Colletidae. Gene Ontology annotation, cellular component: nucleus. Gene Ontology annotation, biological process: positive regulation of cell population proliferation. The record is from RefSeq and is a predicted model, not a curated record. Bases 10 to 603 code for a protein of 197 amino acids. The transcript is spliced from 5 exons.